AUGUCAUGGUUUCAUGAAGAUGCUUUCGAUGCUUCUUCAAUUAGCUAUGAAGUCGAAUUACCAGAACAGGGUCUACUAGAAACGAUUAUUUAUCGAAAUUAUCCCCCUUGGCAUCUAGAGAUUGAUUUAUUGCCAACGCGAACGUCAAUCAUUCGAAGUAUUCGACCGAUCGAGAAAUCGACGUCAAAUCUGUAUCAAGGGAUGAAAGAGAGUGAAGAAAGCGAGAAAAAGACGAAUCAACCGGUUGAGAUUAUCAGUUAUCGGCGAGUGGAUGGAGAGGAGGGGAAAGUCAGGGAGAAUGGAGGGAAAGCGCCGCGCAGACACCGAAUCGCUACACACCAGCUGCCGAUUGUGAUCCCGCCAAAGAUACGCGUCGCACGGGACAUUCGCGAGAUUCGCGUACAGAAUUGUAAAUUGUCGCGCGACUCGCCGACCUCACUCUUGUCAUCAAUCUCAUCGACGCCUAGUCCACAAAUGAUUGACACAGAUUUGUUGAUCCCUUCACCCGAUCGACUCACCAUCUUCCCAAAUGUGCCUCAAACACCGCAAACUCCGAACGCACAUCCAUACACGCCAAAUGGUCGUGGUUUCGUGGGUACAACCCCAUCGCCUCAUCAUUUCCCAACGGGUGAUAUGCGCUCUCCAUUAAUGUCUCCACCGCAAGCAACUAUCAGCAGACCGCUUAGCUCUGCUGAUAUGACGAUGAAUCCACAAAUCCGCUUGCCCGGCCCGAUUCCACCGCAAUUCACUGUCCGCGAUCCAAACAUAAACAUACCCCCCGAUUUGUGCUUCGUUGGCUGUUGCAUUCAAAUGGUCGACAGUGAUAAGUACACCACUGAUAAAUCCGAUAUGCAGAACAUCGCGAAUACGAUUAAACUCUUAGGUGGGGACGUUGAUUUCGGGAUGAAAUCUUUCAACGAAAAGCUAAACGUGAUCACACAUGUGGUGAUCGACACGGCGAGACCCUCAAAUCAACAAAUGGAAACGAUUCUUUAUCAGCAAGCGAUCCCGUUGAAACGUCGAAUCGUUUCAAUGCAAUGGUUGGUGGACGCGAUCGCUCAGAAACGAAUGGACGUUCCAUGGAAAGCGGCACAUCUGCCAACAUUUUGGAGGGACAUACAACGGCCACACGUUGGAAAGGUGUUCGCUUUUGCUGGCUUUGAGCCUGAAGAGCGAAUCUCAUUGAAGUUUAUGGUUGAAUCAAUUGGUGGUCGAGCGACUCCAUAUUUAUCCAGUCAACACAGUUUACUCAUCGCUAAAACUGACUCUGGAGGUAAAGUUGAGAAAGCUCGCGAGUGGAACAUUCCAAUCGUCAACUACAAUUGGUUACAAGAUGUGUACUUUGGUAAAAAUAAUAACGUCGAUCUUCCCCAGUACCAAUUGGGCGCUCCUUGCUCCGAAGUAAACACAACCGGUUAUGCCCUUGACGCACUAGGGGAUUUUAACAAAAAUUUCCUAUUGGGUUGGCGCUAUCCGCUUCUAUUCGAUCAGCAGAUUUUCCAACGUGCACAAACGGUGAAGCACGAGCUGGAAAAAGACGCGAACGUUUUCCCAAACAUGAGAUACAAGGAGAUGUUUAAAAAUGCGCCCACCGAGGAGCAAGUUGACGAGGCGAUUGCACGAAGGAAGAACAACGAUCAGCUAGAUCGGCGUUUCGUUCCGCGUUUCUCGAUCGCUGGUUUUGAUGACGAUUUGGCGCUAGCGAUGAGUAUGAAAAUCCGUUAUUUGGGUGGUGUGAUGGUGGUGGAUGUCGCGAAGUGUACCCAUUUUGUGACACUAAACGGCAAGAGAACUCUAUCAUUGCUAAAGGCAAUCUCCGUUGGCGCUUUCGUUGUCCGACCCGAGUAUAUCGCCGCCUCGUAUGAGGCCCGUUGUUGGCAAGAUUCGAUAAACUUUAUGAUGAAAGACGAUGAAUCGGAGAGAUUGUACGGGUUUAACUUGAAGACAAGUAUUCUCAAAGCAAGGAGGAGAAAGGUUUUCGAGAAGAUACGUUUCUUUAUUACUCCAUCAGUCGAUCCGGCUCGCCUGGUGCUAAAGAGAAUGAUUGAAGUGGCUGGUGGUGAGGUGGACGAUGAGAAACCUGAUGUAGAAGAGGUGAUGAAACGAGUGGACCUUGAUGAGCCGUAUAUUGUGAUUGGAGCUGAAGCCGAUCUUCGACUCGUUUUUUAUCUACUUGAGUGUAAUAUACCUGUUUACUCGCCCGAGUUGAUCCUUCAAUCGCUCGUCCGGCAAGAGUUUGAUGCAUCCCCAUCGCUUCGUGUAAUCUAUCCACGAUCCGUUCCACCGGUUCCACAAUCUUCCACUUCAUCUCAAUCAACAAAUCAAUUCCAACGCCCACCCCCACCCACAUCAGCUACUCCACAACAACCACAAACAACAACCAUCUCGAAUUUGCCACAACGACCCUCACAAAGUGCCCAUAUGACAGCAGCACCUGUUAGAGGC
Mesorhabditis belari is the source of this 2445-nucleotide messenger RNA. The record is from the annotation of a GenBank genome assembly. Lineage: Eukaryota; Metazoa; Nematoda; Chromadorea; Rhabditida; Rhabditidae.